This is a messenger RNA of Nannospalax galili (Upper Galilee mountains blind mole rat), 2623 nucleotides long. RefSeq names its product ArfGAP with FG repeats 1 (gene Agfg1). The record is from RefSeq and is a predicted model, not a curated record. Lineage: Eukaryota; Metazoa; Chordata; Mammalia; Rodentia; Spalacidae. Bases 270 to 2003 code for a protein of 577 amino acids. The transcript is spliced from 14 exons. Gene Ontology annotation, cellular component: cytoplasmic vesicle. Gene Ontology annotation, molecular function: GTPase activator activity.
UCCCCCGUCCUCGUCUUCUCCCCUCCGGAGAAGUCGGGAAGGUGGCGGCGACGACGGUUGUCCCGCUGGGCCGGUUGGUGUGACGGGUCGGCGUGCGCUCCGUAGCGUCCGCGUCGCGUCCAGCCGGGGGGAAUCGAGCGGCGCGGCCGAGGCCGGAGCCCGUGCGGUCGGAGGGCGGCGGCGGCCAGGGCGGCCCGUGGGAGCGCGGGGCCCCGGUGCAGCGCCGCCCGGCUCCCGGCCCUGCCGGCCUCUCGGUCGGAGCCGCGGCCAUGGCGGCCAGCGCCAAGCGGAAGCAGGAGGAGAAGCACCUGAAGAUGCUGCGGGACAUGACGGGCCUCCCGCACAACCGCAAGUGCUUCGACUGCGACCAGCGCGGCCCCACCUACGUGAACAUGACGGUCGGCUCUUUCGUGUGUACCUCCUGCUCCGGCAGCCUGAGAGGGUUAAAUCCACCGCACAGGGUGAAAUCUAUCUCCAUGACUACAUUUACACAACAGGAAAUUGAAUUCCUGCAAAAACAUGGAAACGAAGUCUGUAAACAGAUUUGGCUAGGAUUAUUUGAUGAUAGAUCUUCAGCAAUUCCAGACUUCAGGGAUCCACAAAAAGUGAAAGAAUUUCUACAAGAAAAGUACGAAAAGAAAAGAUGGUAUGUGCCCCCAGAGCAAGCCAAAGUGGUGGCAUCGGUGCACGCGUCUAUCUCAGGGUCUUCUGCCAGCAGCACAAGCAGCACACCCGAGGUCAAACCACUCAGGUCUCUCCUGGGGGACUCCGCGCCAGCACUGCACUUAAACAAGGGCACACCUAGUCAGUCUCCAGUUGUCGGUCGCUCUCAAGGACAGCAGCAGGAGAAGAAGCAGUUUGACCUUUUGAGUGACCUUGGCUCAGACAUCUUUGCGGCUCCAGCUCCUCAGUCAACAGCUACAGCCAAUUUUGCGAACUUUGCACAUUUCAACAGUCAUGCAGCUCAGAAUUCUGCAAAUGCAGAUUUUGCAAACUUUGAUGCGUUUGGACAGUCUAGUGGUUCGAGUAAUUUUGGAGGUUUCCCCACAGCAAGUCAGUCUCCUUUUCAGCCCCAAACUACAGGUGGAGGUGCUGGAUCAGUAAAUGCUAAUUUUGCUCAUUUUGAUAACUUCCCUAAAUCCUCCAGUGCUGAUUUUGGAACCUUCAAUACUUCCCAGAGUCAUCAGACAGCAUCAACUGUUAGUAAAGUUUCAACAAACAAAGCUGGUUUACAGACAGCAGACAAAUACGCGGCACUUGCUAAUUUAGACAAUAUCUUCAGUGCUGGGCAAGGAGGUGAUCAAGGGAGUGGUUUUGGGGCCACAGGUAAAGCUCCUGUCGGUUCUGUGGUUUCAGUUCCCAGUCACUCGAGUGCAUCUUCAGACAAGUAUGCAGCCCUGGCAGAGCUGGACAGCGUUUUCAGUUCUGCAGCGACCUCCAGCAACGCAUACACCUCCACAAGCAAUGCUAGCAGCAGUGUCUUUGGAACAGUGCCUGUGGGUGCAUCUGCACAGACACAACCUUCUUCAAGUGUGCCUGCUCCAUUUGGGGCUACACCUUCUACAAAUCCAUUCGUUGCUGCUGGUGGUCCUUCUGUGGCAUCUUCUACAAAUCCAUUUCAGACCAAUGCCAGAGGAGCAGCAGGCCUUUCUGGAGCAAUGCAUUCUCAAGUGUUUCCUCCCGCUCAUUUUGCGGCAACCUUUGGCACUGCGUCCAUGAGCAUGCCGGCGGGAUUCGGCACGCCUGCCCCCUACAGUCUUCCCACCAGCUUCAGUGGCAGUUUCCAGCAACCUGCCUUCCCAGCCCAAGCAGCUUUCCCUCAGCAGACAGCUUUUUCUCAACAGCCCAAUGGUGCAGGUUUUGCAACAUUUGGACAAACAAAACCAGUGGUAACCCCUUUUGGUCAAGUCACCGCUGCUGGAGUGUCUAGUAAUCCUUUCAUGACUGGCGCUCCAACAGGACAAUUUCCAACAGGAAGCUCAUCCACGAACCCUUUCUUAUAGCCUUACAUAGACACUUGACCGGAACAAACUUUGCUGUGGUCGUAGUCCAUCUCCGCCUCUUGCACUGUUGUCUUGUUUCACUGAUCUUAGCUUUAAACACAAGAGAAGUCCUUAAAAAGCCUGCAUUGUGUAUUAAACACCAGGUGAUGUGUGCAAAACAGAGGGCUCCAGUAACAGCUUUUAACCUGUGAGUUGGCAGAAGGUAGCGGUAUCAUGUAUAUUAAAAAUUGGCUAAUAUUAAGUUAUUGCAGAUACCACAUUCAUUAUGCUGCAGUACUGUACAUAUUUUUCUUAGUAAUUAGCUAUUUGUGCAUAUCAGUAUUUGUAACUUUAACACAUUGUUAUAUGAGAAAUGUUACUGGGGAAAUAGAUCGGCCACUUUUAAGGUGCUGUCAUAUCUUGGAAUGAAUGACCCCAAAUCACUCUUCAGCAUCACUUCUGGAAAGUUCAGUCAAUAUUGGAAGGUUUGAUUCAUUCUUGAAUUUCUCCUUUCUAAAGAGCUCUUCUAUUUAUACAUGGCUAAAAUUCUCUGAAGAUGUAGAGGGAUACCUGUCUGCAUAAUAAAGCUGAUCAUGUUUUGCUACAGUUUGCAGGUGAAAAAAAUAAAUACUAGAAAAGAC